UUUUUUUACUUACACUAUACAUUACUUAUACUUUUUUUAUUAACCAACAGUAAAUAGUGGAAUCGAGUUGUUUGUAAUUUAAAAUAAAAAUAUUUUUAUAAAUUUAUAAAAACUUGAAAUUUAAAUUUCAAAUUUUUUAUCAACAUCUCAACGUAAAAAGAUCGAGUACUAAGCAUUUAAAUUAGCAAUGGAAAGUCCAGAAAGUUCAGAACAAUCGAAUGUAGAAGAACGACUAAAUAUUUCAGCAGAAUUGACAGAUGAACAAGAAACUCCAGAAGAACCUGAAAGUGUUCCAGUAGUUGAUGAAGAGACAAAAGAAAAAUUACUAAAAUUACCUCUUGGAAGAGUUAAAAUAAUUGCUAAAACAGACCCAGAUGUUAAUUUAAUAAAUCAGGAGGCCAUGUUCCUCAUUACUAAAUCAACGGAAUUAUUCAUUGAUUCGAUAGCCAAAGAAGCUUAUAAAUAUACCGUUCAGGCAAGAAAAAAAACAGUUCAAAAAAAAGAUUUGCAACAGGCUAUUGAUAAUAUUGAUGCGCUUGCAUUUUUAGAGGGAAUGUUGGAACAGUGGACGUAAUUAUUUAAUAUAUUUUAAUAAGUUACGAAAUUUUUCAUUUUUUAGUUUUUCUUUUUUUUUAUCAAUACAAUAAAUAAAAUAAAUUUUAUACUUUUAAUUAUCAAUGUUUAUUUAUUCUUACUAAUUAUUAAAUAAGAAAUAAAAUAAUUUUUAAGAAACAUUUUUUUUUAUUCAUAAA
This is a messenger RNA of Microplitis mediator, 752 nucleotides long. RefSeq names its product DNA polymerase epsilon subunit 4 (gene PolE4). Gene Ontology annotation, molecular function: protein heterodimerization activity. Lineage: Eukaryota; Metazoa; Arthropoda; Insecta; Hymenoptera; Braconidae. Gene Ontology annotation, cellular component: nucleus; epsilon DNA polymerase complex. The record is from RefSeq and is a predicted model, not a curated record. The transcript has 3 exons. Bases 188 to 574 code for a protein of 128 amino acids.